GACUACAUCUCGUGACGCCAUUCAGAUUCUUCCUUUCUGUCGAACUCUUGUGAGUGGAACAUGUCGCAUACAGCAGAACGAAGAAAUGAUGAUCAAUGGCCAGGAGAUUCAAAAAAUGGUCCUAGCGAAAGUGAGCAACCUACAUAUGAUGGACCACCAGGAAUGGAUCCUGAUGGCAUCAUCGAGUCCAACUGGGAUGUUGUUGUGGAAAACUUCGAUGAAAUGAAUUUGAAAGAAGAACUAUUGCGUGGUAUAUAUGCUUAUGGCUUUGAAAAACCAUCUGCGAUCCAACAACGUGCCAUCCUACCAUGUAUAAGGGGGCUCGACGUUAUUGCUCAGGCUCAGUCUGGUACUGGGAAAACUGCUACUUUCUCGAUAUCAAUUCUUCAACAAAUUGAUACUAAUAUUAAAGAAUGCCAGGCCUUGAUCCUUGCACCAACCCGUGAGUUAGCUCAACAAAUCCAGAAAGUUGUUAUCGCUCUAGGAGAUUUCAUGCACGCCGAGUGUCACGCAUGCAUUGGUGGUACCAAUGUACGUGAGGAUAUGCGAAAAUUGGAUCAGGGUGUUCACGUGGUCGUCGGUACGCCCGGUAGAGUUUACGAUAUGAUCAGUCGACGAGCUCUUCGGGCAAAUAGCAUCAAACUGUUCGUUCUGGAUGAAGCUGAUGAAAUGCUUUCCCGAGGAUUUAAGGAUCAAAUUCACGAUGUAUUCAAAUUACUACCCAAUGAAGUGCAGGUUAUAUUAUUGUCUGCAACAAUGCCAUCUGACGUAUUGGAUGUAUCAAAAUGCUUCAUGCGAAAUCCCAUUCGUAUUUUGGUUAAGAAAGAAGAAUUAACAUUAGAGGGUAUUAAACAAUUUUUCGUGUACGUCGAACGCGAGGACUGGAAACUAGAGACUCUUUGUGAUCUGUAUGACACAUUGAGUAUCACGCAGGCUGUUAUUUUCUGCAAUACACGGCGUAAAGUAGAUUGGUUAACAGAGAGCAUGCAUAAACGUGACUUUACUGUUUCGGCUAUGCAUGGAGAUAUGGAACAGAAAGAGCGCGAUCUUAUCAUGAGACAAUUCCGAACUGGAUCAUCCAGAGUUUUGAUUACUACCGAUCUUCUGGCUCGCGGUAUUGAUGUACAACAAGUCUCGCUUGUCAUUAACUAUGAUUUACCUUCCAAUCGAGAGAAUUACAUCCAUAGAAUCGGUCGUGGCGGUCGUUUUGGUCGUAAAGGUGUGGCUAUUAACUUCGUGACAGAAGAAGAUAAACGAACCUUGAAGGAUAUCGAGCAAUUCUAUAAUACGCAUAUUGAUGAAAUGCCAAUGAAUGUCGCUGAUUUGAUCUAAGUCCGACUAUUGGCUAUAAUCCAUUAUAAUAAAAAAAUAAUAAUAAAAAGCAGUUUUGGACAGUCCAGAUGAGGGCGACAUAUUUUUGGAAAUAAAGACCAGAUUUCCUGAUUUAAAAUCGAA
This is a messenger RNA of Nylanderia fulva, 1455 nucleotides long. The record is from RefSeq and is a predicted model, not a curated record. NCBI's taxonomy places the organism in Eukaryota, Metazoa, Arthropoda, Insecta, Hymenoptera, Formicidae.